AUGUCCUGGGCGGAGCUGGAAUGGCAAGCAGCACAGGCUGCAGAGCAGCAGGUGCCGCGGCACUUCCCGGCCCCGGCGCGCGCCGCGAUGCUGGAGGCGGUCCAGAAGCAGCUGUUGCAGCAGUGGGCGCCAAAUGCUCAGGCUCAUCCGGCACCAGGAGCUUGGGACGCCCACACCGCUUGGGACAGCCGUCAGCCGCCAGGAAGAGAGGCACAUCCCAGAGGAGACGUAAGGCCUGCCCCAACGCCUUCUGUCGACCUGCAGCCGGAGCCGUGUGACCUGUUCGGCGACACGGCCUGGUUCCCGCUGAAGGCUGCGGGCCGACCACCGGCUUACCCCGGCUACCCGGCGUAUCCAGGAAUGCCCGGCAUGGGCAUGGGCAUGCCCGGCGUGGGCCAGGAGAAGCCCCUGGACGUGCCAGAGCAUGCCCAGGCUCUGCAGACUCUGACCUCGGCACUGGGCUGCCGGGUGACAGAGGAGAUGUUGGAAGACGUUCCGAAGGCGACCUUUGCCGAAGCCUCCCGCCUGUUGCUGGCGGUGCUGGGCUUCAUGUGCGAAGGACCAUGUCAGCCAAUGCUGCGUGGCAAUGUGGUUGCCAGAGGCCCGCACCUGCCCAUGUGGCAGGGCAUUACACCGCACGUGCUGCUGAGAGAGUGGUUCGACGCAGACGAGCUGCUGGGUCUCUUUGGCCAAAGCGCCAUGCGGGACGCCUUCGAGUCCGCGAGCCGCGGCCCGCAGCGCCAGUUCGUGACGCUGCUGUCCCGGACCGCCUUCGUGGAGGCUGCAAGGCCAGGCUCGGGCCGGGUCUUGCGGAUCCAGUGGCAGCUGAUCUUCCAGCAAUUCCCGGAGAUUAGCCUGGUGAGAGCGUUGCUCACCCAUGUGCGGCGGCGAUGUUGGGAAGAUAGCCGGGACCGCAGCAGGAGUCGGAGCCGGAGUCGCGAGAGGAAGACUCCCAAGAGCGAGGCCGACGGUGAAUCUGUGCGCUUCUUCCUGAAGAACACUGGGGACCUGAAUGAGCAAAAGCUGCGAUUGCACUUCAAGCAUUAUGGGCAGAUCAUGAGCUGCAAUGUCUUGAUGGACAAGCGCAAGAAGCAGUUCCGGGGCAUGUGCUUCGUCACCCUGAAGCCGGAGGGCUUCUACAAAGGUAAGAGGAACACCAAGCAGAUGAUGAUCGACUGGGUGCUGGAAGAGUCCCAUGUCAUCAGCGGGAUCCCGAUUGAGGUCACUCAGGCAGAUGAGAAGCCACAGGAGGAUGAGGAGAAGAAGCGGGACGAUAGGGUGGAGGAACGGCGCCUGGCACGCUUGGACAAGGAGCAGCGCAUGAUCCGCUCCGUCGGAGUGGUGGCGCCUCAUCUCAUGGAUCGCGGGGAGAAGUUGGUGCCGUCCCCCUGGUUUAGGCGCUGGAGGCACCGGCUGGAGAUGCUGCCGCAGGGCCCCAACAGCUGGAGCCUUCCGCAGCUGCAGGGCUUCUGUGGUCCGCUCUGGCGGGAGGUGGCGGACUAUGCGAACCGCACUGGGGACAAGACGGUGAAGGAAGCUUUGGCAUUCUUCCAGGAUGCUGCAGGAGAGCGGUGGAGCUUCAUACCCAGCGCUGAUCUCCUGCUUACCAUCGGCGAUGGUAUGGUGAGUCUCACCGCUCUGGGCGUGUUCCUGGCUCCAUCUUAUCUGGACCCUGUGGCCCCGCCUACGAUCAACACAUUGGUGAACAUUGCCAUCCCGACCUUCGCGUCGGCCAACCCUGCCCCACUGCCACAGAUGCCCGUGUACUCCUUUUCGGCCAACCCCGAGCUGAAUCGGAUGCAGAAGGGGAACUUUGAUGACUGCAAGAUCUUCAUCGGCGGCAUGACGCUUGCGACCUCGCUGGACCAAAUGAUGCGAGGCUUUGCGGCCUAUGGGAAGAUCACGGAUGCCGUUGUCAUGACGGACAAGAUGACCGGCAAGCCCCGGGGCUUCGGCUUCAUCGUUUUCGAGACCCCGGAGAGCGUCGCGGCGGUUCUGGCGGACCAUGAUAAGCACCACAUCGACGGCAAGUGGGUCGACGUCAAGCGAGCUUCCUCCGAUGGCUGUCCGAUGCCAUAG
Molecule: messenger RNA, 2079 nt
Organism: Effrenium voratum
Lineage: Eukaryota; Dinophyceae; Suessiales; Symbiodiniaceae
Source: the annotation of a GenBank genome assembly